AUGAACACAGGAAGGAGGCUCAAUCCGUGCCACCUCUCUAAAGCAAGCUGUGAAAUGAUGGCAUCCGUGCUGCAAAGUGCACCUUCCCAUCUGAGAGAACUGGACAUGAGUGACAAUGACCUGCAGGAUGAAGGAGUGGAGCUGCUCUGUGCAGGACUAAGAGAUCCACAAUGCAAGCUGGAGACACUGAGACUGUCUGGUUGUCUCAUCACACAUGAGGGCUGUUCUCUCUUGUCCUCUGCCCUCAAAUCAAACCCCUCCUACCUGAAACAGCUGGAUCUGAGCUACAAUCACCCAGGAGACUCAGGUGUCAGAGAGCUCACAGACAGACUGAAUGAUCCCAGCUGUAAACUAGAGACGUUGAGCCUAAAUCAGUGUCACCUCUCUAAAGCAAGCUGUGAAAUGAUGGCAUCAGUGCUGCAGAGGACACCUUCCCAUCUGAGAGAACUGGACAUGAGUGACAAUGACCUGCAGGAUGAAGGAGUGAAGCUGCUCUGUGUGGGACUAAGAAAACCGCAGUGCAAGCUGGAGACACUGAGUUGA
Molecule: messenger RNA, 543 nt
Organism: Sardina pilchardus (European sardine)
Lineage: Eukaryota; Metazoa; Chordata; Actinopteri; Clupeiformes; Clupeidae
Product: ribonuclease inhibitor-like
Exons: 5
Coding region: 1-543 (180 amino acids)
Biological process (GO): intracellular signal transduction
Molecular function (GO): protein binding
Source: RefSeq, a predicted model, not a curated record